AUGACGCGCGUUCUCCUAACCGGCGGGUCUGGGUUCAUUGCGGCGCAUGUUCUAGAUCAUCUCAUCCACCGGGGCUACAGCGUGUUGACGACCGUGCGUUCUACGGACAAGGCCGACAAGAUCAGAGCAGCAUAUCCGAUGAUCGGUAAAGAAAGGCUAGACUUUGCAAUCGUGAAGGAAAUUGCAGAAGAUAAUGCUUUUGACGACGCUCUCGUUUCCAACCCGCCCUUCGAAGCGGUCAUCCAUACUGCCAGCCCGUUCCACUUCAACGUAACCAAUGUUCAACAAGAUCUUUUAGAUCCUGCAAUCAAAGGCACCACCGGGAUUCUAGAAUCCAUCGUGAAAAAAGCGCCAGCCGUCAAACACGUUGUCAUCACCUCGUCCUUUGCCUCGGUUGUGAACCCUUUCAUGGGCUCGUGGCCAGAACACACAUACACUGAACAAGACUGGAAUCCUAUCACUCUCGAGCAAGCCUCAGAGGACGUCGCCAACGGCUACCGGGCCAGUAAGACCUUUGCCGAGAAAGCUGCUUGGGAAUUCAUAGAGCGAAAAAAGCCGUCAUUCUCACUCACGACCCUGUGCCCACCACAAGUAUUGGGACCUGUUAUAAGCCAUCUCAGCAGCCUCGACAACCUCAACACCAGCAACCAAGUCAUCCGUGAUUUGAUCCAGGGGAAAUUCAAAGAAAUGGUCCCGCCCAACGCCACAUUCACCUGGGUCGAUGUGCGUGAUCUCGCCCUUUGUCACGUCUUGGCGCUUGAAAAGCCUCAAGCAGCAAACGAGCGCUUUCUCGUCACGGCAGGCUAUUUCUGUAACAAGGAGCUGGUGGAUAUCGUUCGAAAGCAUCACGAUCAAUUCCGGGAUCGCUUGCCCUCCGAGGGUGGCGACGGCGGCGGCUAUCCAGAGGGCGGGCUCUACAAGGUCGAUAAUCGCAAAGUUGUUAGGGAAUUGGGCGUUGAAUGGAAACAGCUGUCAGACACCGUCGUGGACACGGUGAACUCACUGCUGGGGUUCCAUUUGUAG
Molecule: messenger RNA, 1023 nt
Organism: Exophiala aquamarina CBS 119918
Lineage: Eukaryota; Fungi; Ascomycota; Eurotiomycetes; Chaetothyriales; Herpotrichiellaceae
Product: dihydroflavonol-4-reductase
Exons: 1
Coding region: 1-1023 (340 amino acids)
Molecular function (GO): oxidoreductase activity, acting on the CH-OH group of donors, NAD or NADP as acceptor
Source: RefSeq, a predicted model, not a curated record